UUGGAACCAAAACGAAACCACACAGCUCCUCUCCUCCUAUACAUUAUAUACUUUUCCAUUUCAACAAUAUCAUCUUCACUUAAUUAUCACAAUAUUUCAUUUCCAAUGUCUACCGAAACUACAACAGCAGCAGAAACAAAAUCUUUCACAACACCCUCUCAUUCCUCAGAUGGUGGUGGCAAUGACAUAAUAAGAGACAUAGUACUAUGGAGGAGGAAGAAACUAAGUAUCUUUGUUCUGAUUGCCGCAACAGCAACAUGGGUUUUGAUGGAAGUAUAUCAAUAUAACUUCCUCACUCUCAUCUCAUGGCUCACUAUCUCAGUUGUUACAUCAAUAUUCCUCUACGCCAAAAUGCUUACACUUUUGGGCAAGGAACCACCAAAACUGUUGAGCUUGGAAUUGAAAGAAGAAACAGCUAUAAGAAUGGCAGAGACAGUUAGAGGAAGGAUUGAAGAAUCAAUAAGGUGGUUGUUCAAGGUGACCACACAGGAAGAUUGGUCUGUGCUUGUGGGAAUUAUCGCUAGGUUUUUCGCACUCUCUUAUGUUGGAACCUGCAUGGACUUCCUCACAUUCAUUUAUAUAGGUAUCUUGUGUGGUAUGACAGUUCCUGUAAUUUAUAUGAAAAAGGAGGACAAGAUAAAGAGAUUCAUGGAGUGGUUGAGGGAGAAAUAUAAGAGAUGUUAUGAGGUUAUAGAUGAAAAGGCCAUUAGAAAGAUCAAAAGCAGAAUACUAAAUGAGAAGAAGAUGGAGUGAUAUGAUUUUGUACAUAGCUUGAAGCUUGUGUAAAAAUAUUAUGCACUGUUAUGUAAUGUUAAUAAUAAUAAUGGAUUACUCUUGUAAAAACAAUAGAAUGCAGUUAUAUUUGUAUUUUGUAAUAGUUGAUUAAUAAAAACAGUUAUUUUGUAA
Messenger RNA from Lathyrus oleraceus (garden pea), 906 nucleotides. RefSeq names its product reticulon-like protein B13. Gene Ontology annotation, biological process: response to bacterium. Lineage: Eukaryota; Viridiplantae; Streptophyta; Magnoliopsida; Fabales; Fabaceae. The record is from RefSeq and is a predicted model, not a curated record. Bases 106 to 753 code for a protein of 215 amino acids. The transcript has 4 exons.